This is a messenger RNA of Sus scrofa (pig), 1525 nucleotides long. RefSeq names its product heart and neural crest derivatives expressed 2 (gene HAND2). Lineage: Eukaryota; Metazoa; Chordata; Mammalia; Artiodactyla; Suidae. Gene Ontology annotation, molecular function: DNA-binding transcription factor activity, RNA polymerase II-specific; protein dimerization activity; RNA polymerase II transcription regulatory region sequence-specific DNA binding. The record is from RefSeq and is a predicted model, not a curated record. Gene Ontology annotation, biological process: regulation of transcription by RNA polymerase II; heart development.
GGGAGGACGCCGAGCGCCGAAGCAGGGGCCCGGGCUGGGGGCGCGGCGGGGCUGCGCGCACGCUGGGGCGCGGAGGGCGAAAUGAGUCUGGUUGGGGGCUUCCCUCACCACCCGGUGGUGCACCAUGAGGGCUAUCCGUUCGCCGCGGCCGCGGCCGCUGCGGCCGCCGCGGCCGCCAGCCGCUGCAGCCACGAGGAGAACCCCUACUUCCACGGCUGGCUCAUCGGCCACCCCGAGAUGUCGCCCCCCGACUACAGCAUGGCCCUGUCCUACAGUCCGGAGUACGCCAGCGGUGCCGCCAGCCUGGACCACUCCCAUUACGGGGGGGUGCCGCCGGGCGCCGGGCCCCCGGGCCUGGGGGGGCCGCGCCCGGUGAAGCGCCGGGGCACAGCCAACCGCAAGGAGCGGCGCAGGACUCAGAGCAUCAACAGCGCCUUCGCCGAGCUGCGCGAGUGUAUCCCCAAUGUGCCCGCCGACACCAAACUCUCCAAGAUCAAGACGCUGCGCCUGGCCACCAGCUACAUCGCCUACCUCAUGGACCUGCUGGCCAAGGACGACCAGAACGGCGAGGCGGAGGCCUUUAAGGCGGAAAUCAAGAAGACAGAUGUGAAAGAAGAGAAAAGGAAGAAGGAGCUGAAUGAAAUCUUGAAAAGCACAGUGAGCAGCAACGACAAGAAAACCAAAGGCCGGACGGGCUGGCCGCAGCAUGUCUGGGCCCUGGAGCUCAAGCAGUGAGGUGGAGAAGGAGGAGGAGGAGGAGGAGGAAGAGGAGGAGGAGAGCGCGAGCCAGGCCCUGGAGCCGGAUGCAGACCCAGGACUCCGGGGCGAGCUCUGCGCACUCCGCUCUGAGGACUUCCUGCAUUUGGAUCAUCCGGUUUAUUUAUGUGCAAUGUGCCUCCCUCUCUUUGCCCCCCUUUGAGGCAUCCGCUCCCCACCACCCCCUCCAAAAAAGUGGAUAUUUGAAGAAAAGCAUUCCAUAUUUUAAUAUGAAGAGGACACUCCCGCGUGGUAAGGGAUCCCGUCGUCGUCUUGUAGAUUCUCUGUUUGUGAAUGUUUCCUCUUGGCUGUGUAGACACCAGCGUUGCUCCCUCCCCACCUAUCCAGCCCCUUACAGAUAAAGACAGCUGAUAAUAGUGUAUUUGUGAAGUGUAUCUUUAAUACCUGGCCUUUGGAUAUAAAUAUUCCUGGGGAUUAUAAAGUUUUAUUUCAAAGCAGAAAACGGGGCCGCUAACAUUUCCGUUGGGGUCGGUAUCUAGUGCUGCCGUUUCAUCUGUGUGGUUCCCUAUUUGAAGAUGUUUCCAACAGCUCCUUGUUUUGUGCACUUCCGUCCUCUAAAACUAAGUGGAAUUUAAUUAAUAUUGAAGGUGUAAACGUUGUAAGUAAUCAAUAAACCACUGUGUGUUUUUUUUUUUUUACAAAACCCCAAUCUUUUAAUGGUUGAUACCUCAAAAGAGUUCUGAAAACAAAACUGUUAUACUUGUUUUCAUUAUAUUUAAAAUAUUCAGAAGUAAACUAAAUUAUCAUG